AUGCCGGUUCGGAUACGUCUUGCCCGUCCACCUCAACGUACGAAGCUCACAACACAUUACAACAUCGUUGCCAUCGACGGUCGUAAACGUCGAGAUGCGAAACCGUUAGAAGUGUUGGGUGUUUACGACCCGAAGCCUAGGAUACCUGAGGAGAGGAGAGUGGAGUGGAGUGCUGAGAGGAUCAGUUAUUGGUUGAGUGUGGGGGCUCAGCCUAGUAAGACUAUUGAGGAGUUAUUGGAGAAGGGAGGAUUGAUCCCUGCGAAGCCGAAGCCUCAACGGUCGCCUACGCUACAGCUAUCCUCACUUGCCAGGUCCAUCGGGGAAGAACCAGGGGCUGCAUCACCGCCGUCGACUGGAACAGGACCUCAUCCCUAA
Molecule: messenger RNA, 375 nt
Organism: Cantharellus anzutake
Lineage: Eukaryota; Fungi; Basidiomycota; Agaricomycetes; Cantharellales; Hydnaceae
Product: ribosomal protein S16-domain-containing protein
Exons: 3
Coding region: 1-375 (124 amino acids)
Biological process (GO): mitochondrial translation
Cellular component (GO): ribosome; mitochondrial small ribosomal subunit
Molecular function (GO): structural constituent of ribosome
Source: RefSeq, a predicted model, not a curated record